Messenger RNA from Aspergillus puulaauensis, 1158 nucleotides. RefSeq lists its product as uncharacterized. The record is from RefSeq and is a predicted model, not a curated record. The transcript has 6 exons. NCBI's taxonomy places the organism in Eukaryota, Fungi, Ascomycota, Eurotiomycetes, Eurotiales, Aspergillaceae. The coding region runs from base 1 to 1158 and encodes 385 amino acids.
AUGGUUCUGCGGGAAAAGGGCCCGACCCUUGUCGGGGUCCUCUGGAUGGAGACAGUGAUAUGUUUGAUCGUGCUUGGGCUGCGGGUUUACACUCGAGUCAGGAUUCUUCGCAACCCUGGCUGGGAUGACUUGUUGCUGGUGAUAACGUGGUUUUUGAUGGUGGCCUUUGCAGGAUUAUGUACCGGAUCUGCUGCCUAUGGAAUGGGAGUCCAUGCAGAGUUCCUCUCACAGCAUGAGACAAGCCGCGCGAUGCUGCUGCUCCUGAGCGGCCAGAGCGUGGUGGCCAUUGCCAUGGGCAUUAGUAAGUUCGCGGUGGGUGUGUUCUUGCUGCGUAUUGUCGUCAGCAAAUGGCACAAGGCAUUUCUGUGGUUCUGGAACAUCAGCAUCAUGGUCCUCAGUAUUCUGCUGGCCAUUACGGUGUUUGCACAGUGCACACCGGUCCAGUCAAUCUGGGACACGAGAAUCCCCAAGGACAGCUGUCCGUUGAGUCUCACUGUGAUUGCAACCGUCAUGUGUGCAUGGUCUGCGGCCCUCGACUUUGUGCUGGCUCUGUUCCCCUGGUACGCCCUCUGGGGCCUGAACAUGAAGCGCAAGGAAAAGAUCACAAUCUGUGCAUCUCUCAGUCUGGGCAUCUUUGCCGGAGUCUGCGGUGUCAUCCGGACCAGGACCCUCGACUCAUUGUCCCAAUCGACCGAAUACCUAUAUGCGACAACCGACUCCGUCAUCUGGACCAACUCCGAACUGACCACGACGAUCGUCUGCGUCUCCGUCCCUGCCCUCCGUCCUCUCUACCGGUCCAUCCGCGGCCUGGCCUCCUCCAAGGACGCCUCGAACUACAACAACCUCGGCGGUUCCUACGGCAAGUCCAGCGCCAACCGAAGCAGACAGCCCAGCUACGGGAUGGACACUCUCAUCUCAAGCAGAAUCCAGGGCGACGACGGUCAGGACUGCGUGGUCACCAGCAACGGCAAGACGGUGGAAAUCGACGACGGCGACGACAUCGACACCAGACGCAUCCUACCUAGAAACAGGGACACCGCGCAGAAUAUCUACCAGGUGAAGGAGGUCAUCGUGUCGUACGAGGACCGCAGGAAUGGCGAGGGAUCUGUUGGCGAGAGCAUGCCCCCUCCUCCAGUGAGGGCCAGGCAGCAUAUUUGA